UGUAUGAGUGAAGCGCGUGUGUGCGUGCGCACACAUUGAGAUACCUAAAUGUACCAUUGUAGUGUGCUGUGCGUCAGUCACCAAUAAACCUUGAUUCAUAUUACACGUCGUGUAUUAUUUAUCUCAGUGGCGACGAGGAUUGGUUUUCGUAAAAAGUUAAUAGUUUCUAGACAAAAUGCCGAUCGGGAAAUUGACGGAAUUUAAUGUAAGGACUGGAAAUUGGACUUUGUAUAUCGAAAGAGCGGAGAUGUUCUUCAAAGUGAAUGAGGUGAAAACAGAUUUGUGGCUACCCACUUUAAUCGCGGCUAUGGGAGAUGAGUCUUAUGAAUUAUUAAGUAAUUUGACUAGUCCAGAUUUACCAAGCUCAAAAACCUACACAGAAGUCGUAAGCGUGAUUAAAAACCAUUUACAACCGAAACCAUCAUUUAUAUCGCAAAGGUAUCAUUUUCGACAGAGGAGACAAAAUGCGGGUGAGUCGAUAUCGCAAUAUAUCUCGGAGUUGAAGAAAAUGGCCAAAUAUUGCGAAUUUAGAACUGCUUUAGAAGAUAACCUAAGAGAUCAGCUGAUUUGUGGGUUGCGGAGUGAAUUAAUCAGACAAAGGUUAUUCGCGGAAGAGAAUCUGGUGUAUGGAAAAGCAGUAACCAUAGCCUGUGCAAUGGAAGCGGCAGAAAAAGAUGCAGCGGCGGUGGAACAAAAGACGACGGGUGGCGUGACCGACCCGGGUGGCGGCAGCGAGACCGGCAGCGCGGCUAGUGCGCUGAACGCCGUGAACGCGCACUCCGCGCGGCGGAGCGGACCGGGCCACCGGGGGCGAGGGGGCGCACGCGCACCGGCAGCGUCGUCGGGGCCGGAUCGGAAAGGACAGGGUGACUCAAGAUACAAUUGUUAUGCGUGCGGAGCCGCGGGACACGGCAGCGAUGAGUGUCGCUACCGACGCUUUAUCUGCGGGAGAUGUAAGCAGCGCGGGCAUUUACGUCGUGUGUGCCCAUUGAAUAAUGGGGGGCCACGAGGAUCGCGAGGAGGAAUACACAGCAACAUGGUAGCCCAUGUACGAACCAUGGAUGAAGCAUCGUCGGAGGGGAUGGAUUUUCCUGAGUGGUCGGGAGAUGAUGAACCUCCAUCAACCUCGGACGAGGAGGACUGGCAAGUGGAGGAGCUACAUCAACUAAGUUUAAGUAGUUAUAAGCCGGCAUAGCGAGUUGUUUUCGGAGGGAUUGGGCCGGUUCACGGGAGGGGUAGCCAGGCUGCGGGUGCGCGAGGGGGCGGUGCCGGUGUUCUGCCGCGCGCGGCCGGUGCCCUACGCGCUGCGCGAGCGGCUCGACGAC
Molecule: messenger RNA, 1325 nt
Organism: Pieris napi
Lineage: Eukaryota; Metazoa; Arthropoda; Insecta; Lepidoptera; Pieridae
Exons: 2
Coding region: 176-1195 (339 amino acids)
Molecular function (GO): nucleic acid binding; zinc ion binding
Source: RefSeq, a predicted model, not a curated record